This is a messenger RNA of Komagataella phaffii GS115, 987 nucleotides long. RefSeq names its product Protein that acts together with Ula1p to activate Rub1p before its conjugation to proteins (neddylat. Bases 1 to 987 code for a protein of 328 amino acids. Gene Ontology annotation, cellular component: cytoplasm; nucleus. The transcript has a single exon. Gene Ontology annotation, biological process: protein neddylation. The record is from RefSeq and is a predicted model, not a curated record. Gene Ontology annotation, molecular function: NEDD8 activating enzyme activity. Lineage: Eukaryota; Fungi; Ascomycota; Pichiomycetes; Pichiales; Pichiaceae.
AUGUCCAUUAACUCAAUCAAACCAUUUACGGAGAAGAAGGGUCCAUUCACAGACGAUGUUUACGAGCCUAAUACGGAAGAAACAUUCAAUGCCAUCAGAAGUUCAAAAAUCCUAGUAAUUGGGGCAGGAGGAUUAGGAUGUGAAAUCCUCAAAAAUCUGAGUCUUUCAGGAUUCCAGGAUAUUCAUGUUAUUGAUAUGGAUACAAUUGAUUUAACCAAUUUAAAUCGUCAAUUUCUAUUCCGAAAUAAAGAUAUUGGAAAAAGCAAGGCCAAGGUAGCAUCCCAGUUUGUCAUGAACCGUAUACCUAACGUUCAAAUAACUCCUCAUUUUUGUAGGAUCCAAGAUAAAGACGAUCUGUUCUACAGGCAAUUCCAACUGGUAAUCUGUGGUUUGGACAGCACAGAGGCAAGGAGGUGGAUAAAUCAUAAAUUAGUCACCUUGCUAGAUCCAAAUGACUUUUCAUCGUUAAUUCCAAUGAUAGAUGGGGGAACGGAGGGGUUUCGGGGUCAAUCAAGGUUGAUUUUACCUACGUUAUCAUCAUGUUUUGAAUGCUCACUAGACAUGAUCCCAACAAAUGUAACAUAUCCAGUGUGUACGAUAGCGAACACUCCGAGACUUCCCGAACACUGUAUCGAAUGGGCACAUCAGUUGGAAUGGCCCAAGAAAUUUGGUGACAAACCUUUUGACGCAGACGAUCCGUCACAAGUUGACUGGAUGUACAAAACAAGUCUAGAAAGAGCAAAGCAUUUUGAUAUUGAAGGGGUCACUCUGUCCUUGACUUUGGGAGUGGUAAAGAAUAUCAUUCCUGCUAUUUCAUCUACAAACGCCAUCAUUGCUGCUUCCUGUUGCAAUGAAGCCCUGAAACUAAUUUCUAAUGUUAAUCCAAUUUUGGACAACUACAUGAUGUACUCAGGAGACGAGAGCGUAUUUACAUACACCUUCAAACAUGAAAGGAAGCCUUCCUGUCCUGUGUGUGGAGGUUCAUAA